AUGGAUAUCAUCCACAAGCAAGAGUUUCGCGUGCGCGAUCUCCCCACCCGGACGGUCACCUUGUUCCCGAGCCGUGCGCAAGUCGUCCGCGACAUCAAAGAUGUUUCUCUCAAGCCCGGUGCAAACCAAAUUACCGUGGUCGGCUUGUCGCCGACGGUCGACGAAAACUCCAUCAAGGUCGAGGGCACCGGCUCUGCCAUUAUUUCGGACAUUGCCAUUGAGCUGCUGCCCAACCGCGAGAUCUUCCAGGACAUCUACCCCGAGUCGGACGACGACGACAAGAGCGACACCGAAGAGGAAGAGGACAGCAGCGAUGAGGAGGAGGCGGCCGAGCUGAAGGAGGUGCGCAAGAAGCUGCAGGCACUGCGCGACGAGGUCAAGCGCGCGAACGAGGUGGUGGCGAGCGCCGAGAGCCGGCUCAAGUUCCUGGACGCGUACGGCAAGAUGCUGGACCGCAAGCGGAACGUGGAGAUUGACGCGGGCGUGGAGACGUACCGGGCGGAGCGGGCCAAGGUGUUCGACGACCACAUGGCCGGCACGAUCCGGGUGCGCGAGCUGAACGAGCAGAUCUGGGAGCUGGGCAAGGACGAGGGCAAGCUGCUGCGGAUCCAGGCCAAGGCGGUGAACAAGGCGCGGCGGGCGCGCGAAAAGGCCAAGGCGGCCAAGCGCAAAGAAAAACUCAAGGUGCAGCGGCGCAAGGCGGAGGCGCACCGGGAAAAGCUGCGGGUGCAGCGCGAGCGCGAAAAGUACUGGCCGCGCAAGUGCUACACGGUGCGCAUCACCCUGGACGCGCCGUCGUACACGCCGUCGUCGUCGCGGCGGACGUCGAUAACCAGCGUGACGGAGCUGGCGGCCGCCCCCAAGGACAAGGACCUGGGCGCGGGCGUCGCCGUCGAAGAGGGGGCCGACAAGGGGGCCGACAGUGGCGGCGCGGUGACGACGAGCGGCCCGACGUGCGACCUGUCCAUUUCGUACGUGACGUCGUCCGCCUUCUGGUCGCCGACGUAUGACUUGCAGCUGUCGACGACCAACAACACGGCGACGCUCUGCUUCGACGCGCAGCUCACCAACACGACGGCGGAGGCGUGGACGGGCUGCAAAGUGAUUCUGUCGACGAGCCAGACGACGUUCUCGGGGCUCAACGACACGAUCCCGACGCUGCUGCCGUGGCGCGUCAAGCUGCGCCGGGGCUACGGCUACGACGCGGUCCUCCACAGCCGCGAGGAGGUGUCGCACAAACGCGACUGGAAGGAGCAGCAGAACGCGCUGGUCACGAAGCAGAAGCCGCGCGGCGAGCUGUUUGGCGUGUCGUCGUCCGCGGGCACCACACACUACGAUGCGUAUGCCGGCCCCAAAGCGGGCGGCGGCCGCCCUGGCUGGACCGAGUCGUAUAAUUACGCCAUGCCCCAGCAGCAAAUGAUGCAGCAGCAGGCGCCGGUGGCGAAGGCGACUGGCGGCGCCCUGUUUGGCAGCGCGGCGCCGGUCGCGUCGUCCUUUGGGGCGACGACCUCGAACACUGGCGCCAUCUUUGGAGGUGCGCCCCGGGCAGCGCUGCCACCUCCGGCGCCGGCAGCUCGAAUGAAGAAACCGACCCUGGGUUUUGGGGCGUCGAACGAUGCGCGCCGGUAUAACGACCGAGAAAACGAAUUUCAAGAGGACGAAGAAGACGGUGGCUCGAGCGACGGCGCCGGGGAGGGUGCGGCGGCGUACAUGGAGGAGAUGACGCUGGGCGGCGAGCUGCAGCCGGAGCUCGAGUUCCAGGAGUCGUCGUUUGAGGAGACGGGCAUGACGACGACGUACGACCUGCCGGGGCUCAAGACGCUGGCGCCCGGGUCGACGGCGUCGAAGCAGCGGGUGGCGCGGAUUGCGUUCCGCGAGGUGGUGUUCAGCCACACGAUUGUGGCCAAGUACAAGCCGGUGGCGUACCUCAAGGCCAAGCUCAAGAACGGCAGCAAGCUGACGCUGCUCAAGGGCACGGCGGGGCUGACGCUGGACGGCUCGUUCCUGGGGCGCACGACGCUGCCGCGGUGCAGCGCGGGCGACACGUUCCCGCUGAGCCUGGGCGUGGACCCGGCGAUCCGCGUGGCGUACCCCAAGCCGGACGUCAAGCGGGCGACGACGGGCCUCUUCUCCAAAGAGGACAGCAGCGUGUACCGGCGGUCGGUGACGAUUUCCAACACGCGGGCGAGCGCGGGCAAGCCGGUGACGCUGCUGGUGCUGGACCAGGUGCCGGUGAGCGAGGACGAGAAGCUGCGGGUGGAGCUGCAGCAGCCGCGCGGCGUGUCGGUGGGCGGCGGGUCCGUGCCGGCGGGUGUCGGCAUGGUGACGGCGACGGGGACGGGCACGGAGACGGCGACGGGGACGGCGGCCAAGGACUGGGGCACGGCGUCGGCGACGCUCAAAAAGGCGGGCGAGAUUGUGUGGGACGUCAAGCUCAAUGCGGGCCGGUCGGUCAAGCUGGACCUCGCGUACGACGGAGACGCGCCAUCCCAUCGUGAGGGAGGAGAGGGAGGCGAUGUGACGGACGGGGAGAAUGACAACGACGACCUGGAGGAAGAGACGCAGGCGAAUCGCGGCGGGCAUGGCACACUCAGCACAAACACAACGGACAAGACCAACACCGGCAGCUUCAGCAACACCAACAAGGGCGCAGACAGGCAGAGCACAAAUGCAAACUCGAACCGCGGCUCGCUCCGGGGUCUGGCCAGCUUGUUUAUGGGCAUCAGUUCGAAGAAGUAG
Sporothrix schenckii 1099-18 is the source of this 2739-nucleotide messenger RNA. RefSeq lists its product as uncharacterized. NCBI's taxonomy places the organism in Eukaryota, Fungi, Ascomycota, Sordariomycetes, Ophiostomatales, Ophiostomataceae. The transcript has 3 exons. The record is from RefSeq and is a predicted model, not a curated record. Bases 1 to 2739 code for a protein of 912 amino acids.